UGUUGUUGUUGUUUUGUCGAAGAACGGCAGCGAGACAGAAAUCCGCAAGAUUAAACCUGAUUUUGACUCAGAAAUAAGGGCAGAAAUGGGGAAGAAGCACAAGAAACACAGACCCGAGUGGAGAAAGGUCGAAGGAGACUACGAGGACAAACCCCUGGAUAAACCCCUGAAGCUGGUGCUCAAGGUGGGCGGCAGUGAAGUGACCGAGCUCUCCGGAUCCGGACACGACUCCAGUUACUAUGACGACCGCUCUGACCACGAGUGGGAGAGGCACAAAGAGAAGAAAAAGAAGAAGAAGAAGAAAUCGGAGAAAGAGAAAUAUGUAGAUGAUGAGGAUAGGAGGAGGAGGAAGGAGGAGAAAAAGAAAAAGCGUGAGGGAGAGCACCCUGAAAACGAAUGCACCCCUCGCCAGCAGCUCUUGGAGCAUUUCUUGCGUUUGCUACAGAGGAAAGAUGCACACGGAUUCUUUGCCUUCCCGGUGACAGACGCCAUUGCUCCAGGAUACUCCAUGAUAAUCAAACAUCCCAUGGACUUUAGCACAAUGAAGGACAAAAUCGAUGCAAACGAAUACAAAACUAUCACAGAAUUCAAGGCAGACUUCAAGCUGAUGUGUGACAACGCCAUGGUUUAUAACCGACCGGAGACGGUUUACUACAAGGCCGCUAAGAAACUUCUCCACACAGGAUUCAAAAUGAUGAGCAAAAGACGAGUAUUUGCACCAUCCAAUCACUUUCUUAAUUUCAAUCCAUCCCGUGUUGGAUGUCCCGUGUCUCCCAUCCUCAUGGCCUGCCUAAGACCUCCGCAGGAGGAUGAUUUUCAUGUCUGUCCUUUUGUUUCUUUCCUAGAAAACGAAUGCACCCCUCGCCAGCAGCUCUUGGAGCAUUUCUUGCGUUUGCUACAGAGGAAAGAUGCACACGGAUUCUUUGCCUUCCCGGUGACAGACGCCAUUGCUCCAGGAUACUCCAUGAUAAUCAAACAUCCCAUGGACUUUAGCACAAUGAAGGACAAAAUCGAUGCAAACGAAUACAAAACUAUCACAGAAUUCAAGGCAGACUUCAAGCUGAUGUGUGACAACGCCAUGGUUUAUAACCGACCGGAGACGGUUUACUACAAGGCCGCUAAGAAACUUCUCCACACAGGAUUCAAAAUGAUGAGCAAAGAGCGGCUGUUAGCUUUGAAGCGCAGCAUGACGUUUAUGCAGGACAUGGAUUUCUCUCAGCAGGCUGCCAUUUUGGGAGAUGACCACAUCACACCUGAGGAACCGGUGACGGAGAUCCUGCCGAUCCACACGGAGUACCCCAAAAAGUCCAAGAAGCAGCCUGUAAAAGAGCCUAUCAUCAGUGAUCUGUAUGAGCUGGAGGGCAACGCCUGCAGUUCGACGGACAGCACGGCGGAGGAGCAUGUGUUGGCGCUGGUGGAGCACGCUGCGGAUGAAGCGCGGGAUCGAAUCAAUAGUUUCAUGCCGAACUCUAAGAUUGGGUACCUUAAAAAGGACUCUGAAGGUUCCCUCAUCUACACUGUUGUAAAUCAAGAUCCUGAAGCAGAAGAGGAAGAGACUCAUCCUAUAGAUUUGAGCACUUUGGCGAAUAAGCUCAUACCUGGACUGACGUCGCUGGGUUUUAAAGACGACAGGAGGCACAAAGUGACGUUCUUGAGCAGCGCGUACAACGCUCAGACCCUUCAGAACAACUCUGUCUAUCCUGACCUGCUUCCAGAGGAGAUGGACAUGCUGUACUCGGCUUACGGAGAUGAGACCGGGGUCCAGUGUGCUCUCAGUCUGCAGGAGUUUGUCAAGGGUUGUGGGAGUUUUACCAAAAGGCUUGUGGGUGAUUUGCUGGAUAAAAUGACGGCUGGCGAUCAUUCCAAAGCCAUCAUCCAAAUCCGACAGAAAAGAAACUUGCCGAUUGAUGACACUAAAUCUAGUUUAUGUGACAUGCCGGGAACAGAUGGAAGUGGCAUGGAAUCUGGUUCAGUGCUGGAUUUCAUGUCCAUGAAGAGCUACCCAGACAUGUCUCUAGAUAUGCUCAACACAUUAGGUAAAUGUGUGAAGAAGGAGCCGGAGCAUGAAGACGGUCAUCAGCACUUUGAUGAUGCAGCUAGACUCCUGCAGGAGUUCCAGGACGCAGCGGUGGACCGAGUCGGAUCCCGACCCUCCUCCAAUCUCUCGUCCCUGUCAAACACUUCAGAGAGGGAUCACCACCAUUUAGUGAACUGUGAAGGAGAUGAUGAAGAAAUCAAUAGAUCAGCAAACUGUAUCCAAGAGAUCCAAAUGAUCAACAACAGAUGCUUUUCCAGAGAAAUGACGAAUCUGAACUGCUUCGGGCGUCACCGCAGACGAACAGCCCCGCAGAGCAACGGCAGCAGAAAUGAGCUGUUCGCUCCACCGCUUCACUCCAGGAUCAACGGCUGGUCUCUGCCUCUGCACAGCCUCCAGCUCCUCGCCUGGCUCGUCUACAGCUUCAUGGCCAUCGUCGGCUUCGGCAUCUACGUGCCUCUUCUGCCGGCGCCGUGGCGCUUUGCAGCGUACGCC
Sinocyclocheilus grahami is the source of this 2530-nucleotide messenger RNA. Its product is annotated as bromodomain-containing protein 9-like. Gene Ontology annotation, cellular component: nucleus. The transcript has 22 exons. Gene Ontology annotation, biological process: regulation of transcription by RNA polymerase II. The record is from RefSeq and is a predicted model, not a curated record. Lineage: Eukaryota; Metazoa; Chordata; Actinopteri; Cypriniformes; Cyprinidae. The annotation marks the transcript as partial.